AUGGCCGGAGGGCGACUGACUACAUCGGUACGUUUCCAAAUCUGCGAGAUGGUGUCAGAGCAGGAACUUCAGCAGUGCUGCUUUGUUGCUCGACAAGUUUUUAUAUCCCAAUCAUCGCUCAUUGAGUGUGAGCCACCACUGGUCGUUUGUGGAGACAUUCAUGGACAGUACUCGGAUCUGCUACGUAUUUUUGACAAAAACGGUUUCCCACCGGAGACGAACUACCUCUUCCUCGGAGACUACGUCGACAGGAGGACGCCAGAACAUUUGAAACUAUAUGUCUGA
Molecule: messenger RNA, 285 nt
Organism: Cooperia oncophora
Lineage: Eukaryota; Metazoa; Nematoda; Chromadorea; Rhabditida; Trichostrongylidae
Source: the annotation of a GenBank genome assembly